Molecule: messenger RNA, 1760 nt
Organism: Penicilliopsis zonata CBS 506.65
Lineage: Eukaryota; Fungi; Ascomycota; Eurotiomycetes; Eurotiales; Aspergillaceae
Exons: 3
Coding region: 80-1726 (548 amino acids)
Cellular component (GO): nucleolus
Molecular function (GO): GTP binding
Source: RefSeq, a predicted model, not a curated record
GAGAUUUGCCAAAAAAUUGUCAGGCAGUUUGUCGGUGUCUUCCUGUGUUUAUUUCACUGUCGAGGAUUCAACCGGGAAGAUGGUCAAGCUAGGGAAGAGCUCCAAGAGGACGCCUGUCCGUCUGAGGCACAAGAUUGAGAAGGCAGCGGCGGCGAAGCAGAGGAAGGAAAAAAAGCUUGCCAAGAAGAACCCGGAAUGGCGGUCCAAGAUCAAGAAGGAUCCUGGCAUCCCCAAUCUUUUCCCCUUCAAAGAUAAGAUUCUGCAGGAGAUUGAGGAAAAACGUCGGUUGAAGUCGGAGGAGCAGCAGCGCUCGCGCGAGGAAGCUCGCGCGCGGCGAAACGCAGAGAACAGCCAGGCAGGUCAGGAGAACACCAACGCUGCCGAUCUCAUCGAUGACGAGCUUGUCGAUGAUGAGAUGGACGAGGGAGAUGAGGACUCCAACCCCAUGGCUGCGCUGCUUGCUUCUGCCCGCGCCAGAGCGGCGGAGUAUAACGAGGAGCACGACGAAGAUGACGACGAAGAGGGUGAGGAUGACGACGAGAUGGAUGAAGAGGAUGAUGACGAGAUGGAUGAGGAUGAGGAGGGUGGUGCGGCUCUGAACGAAUCGGGCAUCCCGAAACUGGUUUCUCAGUCUGGGUCGAAAGAAAGCUCGCGGCGGCAAUUCGACAAGGUCUUCAAGCGGGUCGUUGAUGCGGCCGACGUGAUCCUGUACGUUCUGGAUGCCCGUGACCCGGAGGGGACGCGGUCCAAGGAGGUGGAGCGCGAGAUCAUGGCGGCGGACAAGGGCUCAAAACGCCUCGUCCUGGUGCUGAACAAGAUCGACCUGGUCCCGCCGCCGGUCCUGAAGGCCUGGCUGAUCCACCUGCGUCGAUAUUUCCCGACGCUGCCGCUGAAGGCCUCGAACGGAGCGCCCAACGCGCACAGCUUCGACCACAAGCAGUUGACGGUCAAGGGGACCUCGGAGACGCUGUUCCGCGCGCUCAAGUCAUAUGCGCACAGCAGGCAGCUGCAGCGCGCCAUCUCCGUGGGCGUGAUCGGCUACCCGAACGUCGGCAAGUCUUCCGUGAUCAACUCGCUCACCGCGCGGCUCAACAAGGGAUACAGCAACGCCUGUCCGACGGGCGCCGAGGCCGGUGUGACGACCAACCUACGCGAGGUGAAGCUUGACGGCAAGAUCAAGCUGAUCGAUUCGCCCGGCAUCGUCUUCCCGUCUGCAUCUUCUUCCUCCUCGGAGAAAAGCGGCAGGAAGUCCAAGAAGCAGGACGAGCAGGCUCGCCUCAUCCUCCUCAACGCCAUCCCCCCGAAGCAGAUCGACGACCCGGUCCCCGCAGUCAACCUGCUGCUCCGGCGUCUUUCCAGCUCAGAGACGCUGAUGGCCAAGAUGCUCGAGGUCUACGGAAUCCCGCCGCUCUUCCCGACCGGGGGUGACAAGACCACCGACUUCCUGGUCCAGGUGGCUCGCAAGCGCGGCCGUCUCGGCAAAGGCGGCGUGCCCAACAUCCAGAGCGCGGCCAUGACGGUCAUUACCGACUGGCGCGACGGUCGCAUCCAGGGCUGGGCCAACGCCCCCGUCCUGCCGGUGGUCACCGUUGCCGAGGGAGAGGCGGCGCCUGUGGCCGCCGAGGGCGCGGAUACGAAGCAGAUCGUCACCGAGUGGGCCAAGGAGUUCAAGAUCGAAGGACUCUGGGGCGAUGGAGCCGAGGAUGACGACGAGAUGGUGGAGUAAGAUCUUAUGCGUCUCAUGCAUGUUCGGAUACCAA